UUUUGCAAUGUCAUCAUCUAAGAUGCCCUUCUAGAUCACUGACGUCUUCAGGUGUUCCUGGCAAAGCUGGCAGCAACCUAUUGUUAUACUUAAUUGUAGGAGGAACAGUCACUGGGACAGGAGCUUAUAUAUACAAAACAUUGAGAGAAAAAAAAGAGCGAUUCACCAGCCGCGUCUCAACAGUAACGAAGCGACCUCAAGAAGAUGAAUCGUCUCCUCCCGCUCCCACCGAGAUCCCGUCUCACGUUCCGUUCCUGCUCAUCGGUGGGGGAACCGCUGCCUUUGCUGCUGCCAGAUCCAUUCGAGCUCGUGACCCCGGUGCCCGGGUGCUGAUCGUGUCCGAAGAUCCUGCCCUGCCCUACAUGCGUCCGCCUCUUUCCAAAGAACUCUGGUUUUCAGAUGAUCCAAAAGUGACGGAGACUCUGCGGUUCAAACAGUGGAACGGCAAGGAGAGAAGUAUAUAUUUCCAGCCGCCAUCAUUCUACGUGCCUGUCCGUGAUCUGCCUUCCGUAGAAAACGGUGGAGUAGCAGUUCUCUGUGGCAAGAAGGUUGUGCACAUGGAUGUCAGAGGCAGCACGGUGAAGCUCAGCGACGGCACCCAGAUAUCCUACGACAAGUGUCUCAUCGCCACAGGUGGGACCCCAAGGAACCUGCCUGCCAUCGAGAGAGCAGGGAAGGACGUACAGCGGCGGCUGACGCUGUUCCGGAAGAUUGAGGACUUCAAAAACCUGGAGAAGAUUUCAAGAGAAGUCAAGUCCAUCACGAUCAUCGGCGGCGGCUUUCUGGGCAGCGAGCUGGCCUGCGCUCUGGGCAGGAGAGCACGAACCAGAGGCCUGGAGGUGAUUCAGCUGUUUCCAGAGAACGGCAACAUGGGCAAAGUCUUGCCAGAAUACCUGAGCAACUGGACCACGGAGAAAGUCAGAAAAGAGGGUGUUAACGUGAUGCCCAACGCUGUGGUCAAGUCUGUCUCCGUCUCUGGCAACCGGCUGCUGAUUAAAUUGAAAGAUGGCCGGAAGGUGGAGACCGAUCACAUUGUGGCUGCCGUGGGGCUGGAGCCCAACGUGGAGUUGGCAAAGUCGGCCGGGCUGGAGGUAGACUCUGACUUCGGGGGGUUCAGAGUGAACGCGGAGCUGCAGGCGCGCUCCAACAUCUGGGUGGCAGGGGAUGCUGCCUGCUUCUACGACAUCAAGCUUGGCAGGAGACGCGUAGAGCACCACGACCACGCCGUCGUGAGUGGAAGGCUGGCUGGGGAAAACAUGACCGGAGCUGCGAAGCCCUACUGGCACCAGUCCAUGUUCUGGAGCGACCUGGGUCCCAACGUGGGGUACGAAGCCAUUGGCCUUGUGGACAGCAGCUUGCCGACCGUCGGGGUCUUUGCUAAAGCCACAGCGAAAGACACGCCCAAGAGCGCGACGGAGCAGUCGGGGACGGGCAUUCGAUCGGAGAGCGAAACGGAAGCGGAAGCCUCAGAAGUUCACAUUUCCCCAAGCUCUUCACCAACGCCUCAAGUCCCAAAGCAAGGAGAAGAUUAUGGCAAAGGCGUCAUUUUCUACCUCAGGGAUAAAGUUGUGGUGGGAAUCGUGUUAUGGAACAUCUUCAACAGGAUGCCUAUUGCUCGAAAGAUCAUCAAAGACGGGGAGGAGCACGAUGAUCUCAACGAAGUAGCAAAGCUUUUCAACAUCCACGAAGAGUAAGCUGCAGGAGGGGGACGCCGCCGGAGGGGUGCGUAGG
This is a messenger RNA of Apaloderma vittatum (bar-tailed trogon), 1731 nucleotides long. RefSeq names its product apoptosis-inducing factor, mitochondrion-associated, 1 (gene AIFM1). NCBI's taxonomy places the organism in Eukaryota, Metazoa, Chordata, Aves, Trogoniformes, Trogonidae. Gene Ontology annotation, biological process: apoptotic process; mitochondrial respiratory chain complex assembly. The transcript has 15 exons. Gene Ontology annotation, molecular function: NAD(P)H oxidase H2O2-forming activity; protein dimerization activity; FAD binding. The annotation marks the transcript as partial. Gene Ontology annotation, cellular component: cytoplasm; mitochondrion. The record is from RefSeq and is a predicted model, not a curated record.